Eimeria necatrix is the source of this 1503-nucleotide messenger RNA. RefSeq names its product inosine-5'-monophosphate dehydrogenase, putative. The transcript is spliced from 8 exons. Gene Ontology annotation, cellular component: cytoplasm. Gene Ontology annotation, molecular function: IMP dehydrogenase activity. Gene Ontology annotation, biological process: GTP biosynthetic process. The coding region runs from base 1 to 1503 and encodes 500 amino acids. NCBI's taxonomy places the organism in Eukaryota, Apicomplexa, Conoidasida, Eucoccidiorida, Eimeriidae. The record is from RefSeq and is a predicted model, not a curated record.
AUGGCGGACGGAUGGGAUGCUGAGAAGGUCUUCAACUCCACUGUGUACGGCUUUACAUAUGAUGAUCUCAUAUUAAUGCCGGGGCACAUCGGAUUUGGCAUAGAUUCUGUAGACCUUUCCACGAAGCUAACGAGGGGCAUCACCUUGCGCCUUCCGUUGGUUUCAUCCCCAAUGGAUACGGUUACUGAGCAUCGUAUGGCUAUAGGCGUCGCCCUUAUGGGAGGUAUUGGAAUUAUCCACAACAAUAUGGAGAUCUCGCAACAGGUACAGCAAGUGAGGAAGACCAAGCGCUUUGAGAACGGCUUUAUAACCGAGCCGUUUGUUCUGAAGCCUACGGAUACUGUUUAUGAUGUUGACUGCAUCAAGAAGAAAUACGGGUACAGCUCCGUCCCCAUUACAUCUACUGGGACACUCGGAGGGAAGCUCGUUGGGAUCGUUACAUCGAGAGAUAUCGACUUCAUCACAGACAGGCACACUCAGUUGAGUGAAGUAAUGACAACGGACCUGAUAGUAGGUCACGAGCCGCUCAACCUCACCCAAGCUAACGAGAUAAUGCGGAAGUCGAAGAAAGGGAAGCUACCUAUUGUGAAUGCCAACUUCGAGCUUGUCGCCCUAGUGUCUCGCAAUGAUCUCAAAAAGAAUAGGGAGUAUCCUUUGGCAUCGAAAGAUAAUAACAAGCAGCUGCUAGUGGGAGCCGCUCUUUCUACAAGGCCAGCGGACCUUGAAAGAGCAAAGGCACUGCUGCAAGUUGGAGCGGAUGUUUUGGUUGUCGACAGCAGCCAAGGUGAUUCAGUGUUCCAAGUUGACAUCGUGAAGCAACUCAAAUCGGCGUAUCCUAACACGCAGAUCAUCGGAGGUAACGUCGUUACGGCGAGGCAAGCGAAGUCGCUCAUAGACGCUGGAGUUGAUGCCUUGCGGAUUGGCAUGGGUAGCGGCUCCAUCUGCACUACUCAGGUUGUCUGCGCCGUGGGGCGUGCCCAGGCAACCGCUGUCUACCAUGUCAGUAAAUAUGCAAGAGAAGUGGCAAACAUCCCCUGCAUCGCUGACGGUGGCAUCCAAAACUCAGGGCAUGUAGUAAAGGCGCUAGCCCUUGGAGCCAGUACUGUGAUGGUUGGAUCUCUACUGGCAGCCACGGAGGAGGCCCCAGGGGCAUACUACUUUCACAACGGUGCCCGCGUGAAGAGCUACCGGGGCAUGGGAAGCAUAGAAGCCAUGCGAGCUGCAUCAGGAGCAGGAGGCCCGCAGCAGCCUCAGGGUGACGGCAGCACCACUCCAAAAGCAGCUGCUCCCUAUGGCUCCGCGGCGCGUUACUUUGCAGAGGGCCAGAACGUGCGUGUGGCGCAAGGCGUUACAGGGUGUCUUGUCGAUAAAGGGUCAAUUCGCAACCUGAUACCUUACGUCAUGCAAGGAGUCAAACAUGGACUACAGGAUGCAGGAGUGUCUACCAUUCAGGAGCUUCACGAGAAGCUUUACUCCGGCCAAGUUCGCUUUGAUGUCCGGUAG